Molecule: messenger RNA, 1926 nt
Organism: Brachypodium distachyon (stiff brome)
Lineage: Eukaryota; Viridiplantae; Streptophyta; Magnoliopsida; Poales; Poaceae
Product: probable F-box protein At4g22030
Exons: 1
Coding region: 498-1763 (421 amino acids)
Source: RefSeq, a predicted model, not a curated record
AAAUAUUGCACCAUACAUUGUUUACAAGUCCUGACUAUGCCUCGCAAAAAAGAAAAUACGGAGUAGCUAGCUGCAGUAUAAAUAAGAAGGCAUAGGAAGAGAUAGCACAUGUACAUAGUACUAUCAGGCGACCACGGAGCGUAAAGGACCUUAUUAGGCGCUACGUGUCUACUGAAACGGUCUCCUUCCUUCCUUGGACGCGCGAUUUUGUCUUGGAUGAUCAAAUUAGUACGUAUACUACCCUUCGAACCCCUGUUUCCAAGAAGGGAAUUGUGAGGACCCAGCCCAACCCACUCCCCGGUCAAACUUAUAUCAUCGCCCACCCCUAUAAAUACCAUCUCGCUUCCAUCCCAAUCCCAUAUUCUCUUCAAUCUUCAGUUCUUCACAUCACUCGCUCAUCAAGGAAAAGCAAGCGAAGCACCAAGCCUUCGAAAUCCACUCCAGUGGAGUAAGCAAAUCCACCGGGACAGCAAACGACAUCAGCAGCAGCAGUAGUCAUGGCGUCUCUCCAGGCCCAGCGCCUCUUCUUGGCCCCGUCUUCCUCUUCCGCUCCUUCUUCUUCUUCUUGCACGACGCGGCCACAGCAACAACGGAGCGGCGCCGCUCGCUGCCGCGCCGCCGUGCGCGUGCCUUCCAGUCUGGAAAACCUCAGCCUCAAAAUCGACUGGAUCGAGCCCGCGCGCGUCCCUUCGCCGAGCGUCGACGGCGGGUCACCACCGUCGCUGUCCGUGGAGAAGCUCCGGGCGAUCGCGGAGGCGGCGGCGGACCGGGCGGAGAUGCACGACAUCAUCGGCAGGCAGCGGGACAACUGGAACCACCUGCUGCUCCACUCCACCAACUCCCUCACGCUCGCCGCGUCCGCCAUGGCCGCGCUCGCGCCCGCCGCUCCAAACAUGGUCGCGCUCAAGGCCUCCGCGGGGGUGCUCCUGGCCUCCGCCGCCGUCACCAUGGCCGCCGUCAACAAGAUCCAGCCCUCGCAGCUCGCCGAGGAGCAGCGCAACGCCACCAGGCUCUGGAGGGAGCUCGAGCGCGGCGUGCGCGCCCAGCUCGCGCACACGGUGGUCACCAAGGCCGAUGUCGAGGACGCCAUGGACCGGGUGCUCGCGCUGGACGCGGCGUACCCGCUGCCGCUGCUCCCCGGCAUGCUCGAGAAGUUCCCCAAGGCUGUCCAGCCCGCGCGCUGGUGGCCCAAGAAGAAGCCCGCCGUGCAGAAGUCCAGGAGCUUCGGCCCCCGCCGCGGCAGCGCGCCCUCAUCCGGCAACGGCUGGACGCAGGAGCUGGAGGAAGAGAUGCGCGGCAUCGUGCGGGUGAUCAAGGCCAAGGACGAGCAGGAGUUCCUGUCCGUGGGCAAGCUCGUGCUGGGCCUCAACAAGGGCCUGGCCCUUGCCGGCCCGGCGCUGGCAGGCACGGCGGCGCUCGCCACGCUCUUCAUCGGCUCCGGCGAGUCAUCGUGGGCGUCGGGCGCGGCCGUGCUCGGCGGCGCGCUGGCGGCGGCGGUGAACACGAUGGAGCACGGCGGGCAGCUGGGCAUGGUGUUCGAGCUGCUCCGCAACUGCGCCGGGUUCUACCGCAAGAUCCAGGAGGACAUCGAGGCGGCCCUGGCCGAGCCCGAUGUGGAGCGAAGGGAGAGCGGCGAGGUGUUUGCUACCAAGAUUGCGCUCAAGCUUGGCAGGAGCUUGUCUGACCUCAAGCAGUUCGGGAAGAUGGCUUCCCCGUCCGUCAGGGAGGAGGACAUCAAGGAUUUUGCCGGGAAACUCUUCUAAAAGUUCUAAUUAACCCAACUCACUCACUCACUUAUUUACUUCGAUCAUUAGUAGUGACUGACAGAUGAAUUCAUCGUCAGAUCUGCGUAGCAAUUCCAUUGAUUCUUUUUGUAGAGAUCACAACUGAAAAUGACAAUUCUUUGAUUCAUUCUUUCAACUUUUA